This is a messenger RNA of Drosophila innubila, 1296 nucleotides long. It is a transcript of the gene Snup, whose product is annotated as snurportin-1. The coding region runs from base 2 to 1138 and encodes 378 amino acids. Lineage: Eukaryota; Metazoa; Arthropoda; Insecta; Diptera; Drosophilidae. Gene Ontology annotation, biological process: snRNA import into nucleus. The record is from RefSeq and is a predicted model, not a curated record. The transcript has a single exon. Gene Ontology annotation, cellular component: nucleus; cytoplasm.
UAUGACUUCAAAUUAUAAAGAUUUGUACAAAAAGAGCGUGGAUGUUGGCGAGCAGCAAAAACUACGUCAACUGCAACUGCUGCAUGAACAAAAGCAGCGACGUCAACUGCAGCAGGACGCGUCGCGGAACGUGCCCGACUCAAACGAAGAAGAUGAGGAAGAGGAGGCGCCAGAGGAAACUCCAACGCACAGCAAAGCAACACGUAAACAACGCAGAAAGCGUGCAACUAACAAUAAUAAUAACAAUCCUAAAAAAGGACAACACUUUAAGUUGCAACAAUCUGAGUGGCUGCGUCAUCGACCAGAGAACCUGUGUGAUUGGCUGCUGUUGCCGUGUCCAGUAGGAAAGCGUUGUCUGGUUAUUGCCACAAAUGGACGCACCAAGGUGCACAACAAAGCGGGUAGAAUCAUCAUGCAACUGCGAACAUUGUUGCCGGGAGAUGCUCACAUGCAGAAAUGUAAAACUGUCCUGGAUUGUGUGUAUGUGCCGGAGGUGGACACUUUCUAUGUGCUGGAUGCAAUCUCAUUUGGCCAACAGCAACUUCUGGAUUGCGAGGCCAACUUCCGCUUCUUUUGGUUGCGCUCACGCUUCGAUGAGCACGGAGAGUUGAGUGAGGUUAGCAAACGCAAUGAGAAACCAUUUAAGCUGCUAGCUUACUACGACUUUGAGGAUGCAAAUGCUGUGGAUCAGGUGCUGCAAAGGCAUCCGCAGUGGGAGGAAAAUCAGCCACAACUAGAUGGCAUGCUCUUCUACCACAAGGAGGCAAGUUACACCUGUGGCACAACCCCGUUGGUCUGUUGGCUAUUUGCUUAUAUGCUGCCCGAUGUGCUGGAUCUGCCUGUAAAUUCCAGUUAUAUACCGCCGGAGGAUUAUCAGCCAAGUACAGCGCUUACUUAUAUGGAUGAAUUCGACAAAAAGUUGCUGGCACAGAGGCAACAGCAAAAAGUGCGUGGAAAGGUUGCUGAACCCGCGAAAGAAGAAGCUGCUGCUGCUGCUGGCAUGGACCAAGGACAGGAGGAUGAGCUUGAGGAAUAUGCCGAGUUGCGCAGUCUAUUGGAUUACCAGCGACGUCUGGAGCUGGGUGAAUUGGACAUGGAUUGCACCCCAGCCGCAUCAGCUGUCGGCAGCAGCUGCUGAGCGGCUGCCAAUGCUGCCAUGGCUUUUGGGGGGUUGGAGUUCAGGUGGUGGCUCUUCAGCGCAUGCGUCUUGCACACUUUAGUCCCUGGGCCAGCAGGCAGCCCAGAAAAACCCCAGCCACUUGAACAAACGCAGCGAAAAUUAAUGCACACACUAAA